AUGUUUCAAUUACAUAUUGUUGAUUUAGAUAUUGCUAUACCACUUCAACAAUAUGACCCAUCAACAAAAUUAACAACAACAGAUAAUAUAACACCAUCCGGAAUAACAACUCAACAAUCUAUUCCUAAACUUGAUAAAACAACAAUAUCAACAUGUUCAUGUGAUGCAAUAAUACGUUCAAGUUCAUUUAAAGUUAUUAAUAUAAAUUUUGAUUCAAUUAUUGGUAAACGUUUUUCACAAUUAAUUCGUACAAUAACAUCAACACAUUUAAUUGAACCAAUUGAUCAUUUAAAUAAUGAAAAUAAUUCUUCACCAAAUUCAAAUUUAUUAAAUAUACAACCUGGUAAUACAAAAAAUAUUUUAGAAAAUAUUGAUGAAAGUGAUGAUGAUGAUGAAAGAAUAAAACGAUUAGAAUAUGAACAUUUAAUAUCAGGACAAAAAAUUGAAGCAUUAAAACGAUCUCAAACAUCUUAUGAAACAUUAAAAGCAGAAUUAACAAGAUAUGAAUGGUUGUCUGGUCAUAAUCGUGAUCGAAAUCGUAUUGAUCCAGCAAGUUAUAAACGAACACAAUCAUAUGAUCCUAGUAGACCUUCACAUCAUACUCAGUUUCCAUCACAAGAUCCAUCAAUGUUCGAUGAUCAUCAAUCAAUGACAACUAAUACACCAAAUGAAAUGAUAUCUGCACCAGCUGUAGAUUUAGAAUUAAAUUUUCAAAUUCAAAUUGCUAGUGGUUCAUGUAAUCUGUAUACAAGUCGUGAUUUAAUAUCAAAUUCAUCAUUUACCACAGCAAAUCCAACUAAACAACAGCAAUCUCAAAAGAAUCCAGUAACAACAAAGUAUUUACUUGCUUGUAUAUCCGCAGUUCAACAAAAAUCAACAACACUACCUUCUACCAGCCCAACUUACAAUAUCUGGUCCGCGACUGAUGCAACUAGUAUUUAUACUCAUUUGUCAACGCGAGGUUAUCAAUAUGGAUCUUCUUCUCGAAAUAUACAAUCACUAUGUGGUACGACAUCUACAGUUAUUGAUCAAAUUCAUAGCAAUGUUGAUGCAAUUAUUGAUCUCUCUUAUUAUCAUUUGCUUCAUCCAAUUAUUUUGGAUAUGUUUUUGCAGCCAUCUGUACUUUUGUUACCUGGUGUUGAUUUUCCAGUCCUUCCUGUUAGUAUUCAGAAAUUUGUUGCUACGAACAAAAUGAACACAUCUCAUUCAGAUGUUGAAUUGUCAGGAAAGCAUCAUAAUAUCAUUUGUGGCUUAGGUCAAGAACGAGCACAUAAUCUUGAUAUAUUGGUUCUACCAAGUGGUGACACGAUAGACAACGAAUCGAUGAUCAUUUUUGAAGGUCUUGGUCUAUUCGCAGUGGAAAAAAUUUCCAAAGGUGAAGAAUUAAUUUACGAAUACGAUCCUUUGGUCGAGGAGUGGCCGUUUUAUCCUGAUAAUGAUAGACGAGGAAAAUAUACCGAAGCAGAAUUAUUCAAGUUGAUUGAAAAUAACCCAAAAUUAAGCAAACUCAUUAAUUAUCAAGCAUACAUGGUUGACGAUAAUCUAUUUAAUGUUCCAUUUAAAUAUGCAAUCAUGGAUUCUGAUACUAUUGAUGAUUGUGAAAAGCGCUUUCCCCAUACUUUAUUCAUUAACCAUUCUUGUGACCCAAAUAUUGGCUUUAUUGAAGUCACAAAAUGCUACGCACUACGAGACAUUGAUAUUGGUGAAGAAAUAACACAGAAUUAUGGAUGUCUUGCGACCGAAAAUUCUCUUAUCGUUGGAAUAAAAUGCCAAUGUGGGUCAAAAGAUAAAUGUCAACAAAUUCUUCGCAUGGAUUUUUAUAAGGACCCAAUAUGGCGACAAGAAAACGAACGAUAUUGCUUCCCCUAUGUUAAAAAGAAGAUCCAAGAAUUACUAUAUAACAACGAAACAAUUGCUAAAACUGCUAUAAUUGAGCAACAGAUGUCAAUGACGGAUGCUAGUAUGUUUUGGCGUGAUGUUCUCCAUGGUUAUAAGCUUGAUCGAUCUCUACCAUUACCGUUUGAUCGAUAUCGUCUUGUGGAUGAAGAUCGAACUGGUCGUGGAAUAUCUGUUUCCGUCGAUUUCGGUGAAGAUCUCUCACAUUACUUCCUUCAUUAUGCAUCAUCAAUGAAUAUAAAACUCGAACAUCUUGUAUUUGCCAUUGAUUAUGCUUUUAUGUUCAAGUUAACAAAUGGAGAGACGGAUUUGUGUGUUGCAGUUAAUACCGAUAGUCAACAUAGAGAUGAAUUCAAAACAAUGAUUGAUUUGUUCGAAAAUAUCGUUCCAUUACGAUGUCAACUAGAUCCUCAUUGGUCUUUCCAACAGCUGAUGGAGCAUACUUGUGAGAUAAUAACAAGUACUAUACAGUAUUCUUACUUUCCUCUAAAACGUAUUCUUGCCCAAUAUUCCAAUGCUUCAAAGCCUGCAUUUCUCGACACAUCAUUCGAAUUUCUAUCAAAUGAAAAUGUCAAGAACAAAAUAAUGUUUAAUGAUAGUCGACUUCGUACUAUGUUAGUGACCUCAAUCAGAGGUAAUGACGAGGAAAUCAUGAGUAACUUCGAUUUUUCUCUCACUAUGCAACAUAAUUCGAAAACUAAUCAACUAUCAUGCACAAUCAAUGGAUCACUUGAUCUGUUCAAUCGAAAUACAAUUGAAAAGAUUGGACAACGAUUUCAUUCGAUCUGUAAACAAUUGUUUGCAUCUAUUCGUGACCAAACAAAUCAAUCAAUCUAUGAACUAUCAUUAGUAAUGCCCGAUGAAAGAUUACUCUUGCAAUCAAUGAAUAAUACAGAAAUAUCAUUUUCAUCUCCUGUCACUUUUAUCCAUCAUGAAUUUGUAUAUCAAGUAAUGAAACAUCCACAAAAACUAGCUGUUGAACUUGAUGAGCAAUCAUUAACAUAUUGUGAACUUUUACAUUAUGUUCAAAUGUUAUCUUUAACUCUUCGCAAUGAAUAUCAUGUGUUUCCAGGCGAGGUCGUGUGUCAAUGUGUUGAGCGAAGUGUCUCAAUGGUAAUUGGUAUUAUGGGAAUUGAAAUGGCUGGUGGUGUUUAUUGCCCAUUAUCACCUCGAGAUCCACAACAUCGUUUGCAUGCACUCACACAACAAACACAAAGUCGCCUUGUUCUUGCUCAUUACUUAACUAAGACCAAGUUUCUUCAGAGCAUUGUAUUACUUGAUAUCGACUUAAUAGUGUUGGACAACGAGAGAGGGGAUAUAGACAAUAUAGAUGGACUAUCAGAUAUUAUAGUAGCAUCGAACAGUAUGGCUUACAUCAUCUUCACGAGUGGUUCAACAGGAACACCGAAAGCAGCUCAAGUACGACAUCGAAAUUUCAGUCGGUAUAUGUACUCAUUAGUAUGUGGUGAUGUAUUGACGGAGAAGGAUACAAUUUUGCAAAUAUCCCGUUGUUCGUUUGAUACACAUGUUCAAGAUAUUAUGGGCACAUUAUCAACUGGAGCUACCCUUGUAAUGUUGCAUCCAGGAGGAAUUAUUGAUCUGGAGUAUCUUACUAACGUCAUCAGAAAGAAGAAUGUUACAUGCUUUACUAGUGUACCAACUAUUCUUCAACAUUUAUUUGAUUUUGUGAAACGAUCUAAUGAUAGCUCAUCUUUAAUAAGUCUGCAAUGCGUUUGCACUGGUGGUGAAAAGUGUUCUGUCAAUCUGGUAAACCUAAUUUUAAGUUUAGUCGCGGAUCACUGUAAACUGUGGAACUUUUACGGUCCAGCUGAAGCGACCAUUGUUUGCACCUUCUACAGAGUAAGUCUCAUAGCUGAUACACAAAGCAUACCAAUUGGGAGACCACUUUCGAAUUACCAAUGUAUGACUAUGAAUGAAUAUUUACAAUCAUCUGCGAACGGCCAAGAAGGUGACCUGUAUGUCGGAGGAGUGGGUGUAUUUGCUGGUUAUCUUGAACGUGAUGACUUAACUGCAAAAGCUCUUGUCGAAAUAGAUGGUGAAUUGUUUUAUCGAACUGGUGAUCUUGUUACAAUGGAUAACAAUGGUCUACUCCAUUAUCGAGGAAGAAAAGAUCAUCAAAUCAAACUUCAUGGACAACGAAUUGAACUUGGUGAAAUCGAACGAUGUUUACUUAACAUUAUAUCCAUCUCUGCUUGUAUUGUCAUGAAGUGGAACGAUAAUUAUUUAGUUGCUUAUGUUCAAAGUUCUGAUAUUAAUGAAGUCCAACUACGAGAACAUUGUCAAUCUCAUCUUCCCCCACAUAUGAUACCAUCAGUAUUCAUUAUACUUGACAAACUACCUUUGAAUCAAAAUGGUAAAAUAGAUCGAAAACUUCUUCUUCCACCUGACUUCUCAUCUACACAUCUCACAAACAGUACAGAACUAUUACUACCAACAAAUGAAAUUGAAGUAACUAUUCAUCAGAUUUGGUGCGAUGUUUUUCUACAGAAUCAGAUCUCAAUAGACACAAAUAUUUUUACUAUCGGUGGUCACUCACUACUUCUUAUACAACUGUAUCAACUGUAUAGCAGCAAAUUUCAUUUAAAAAGAGCCAGUUUUUGUAUUGCUAAUCUUUAUCAACAUCUAACAAUUAUCGAUCAUGCUCGAUUCAUUAGUCAGCUAAUAAUUAACCAGCAAAAAGAUCAAAAACUUUUAUCUGAAGAACAAUCAUUUCCUGUUGAGGAAUGCAUUCAUAUCGAUUCUGAAGACAAUAUCGUGCUUAUAAUCGAUGAGUCAUCAAAGUACCAACCGUUUCCUGUCACAGAAGUUCAACAAGCCUAUUUGAUUGGACGAGAGAAUUUACUUGAACUUGGUCAUGUUUCUUGCUUUUCCUAUGAAGAAUAUGAUUUGCCAUCAACACUAGAUAUUGAACGAUUAGAGCAAGCAUUGAAUUAUUUGAUCCACCGUCAUGAAAGCUUGCGUACUAUUUUUCCAUCUAAUAUAGAACAGAAAUUUCUAGAAAAAGUUCCUUAUUACAGAAUAUCUGUACUUGAUUUAAAUACUAGCAUAUCUGUAAAAAAUCAACUAAUGGAACGACGAAAACAACUGUCGCAUCAGAUUCGUCCGGCGAAUCGAUGGCCACUAUUUGAUAUUCAAGUCACUCGUUUUACCAUUGAUGAUGAAUUUCAUAUACGUUUACACAUUGGUUUUGAUCUCCUUAUAAGAGAUUUUUGGAGCUGGAACUUAAUUAUGUAUGAAUUAAAUGAACUGUAUUUGAACCCAAAUAUUAGAUUGGCGCCAUUAAAAAUCUCUUAUCGAGAUUAUGUUUUAACAGAAAGUCAAUAUAUAAAUACAAUUAACUAUCACAAUGAUAAAAAAUAUUGGAUUGAUCGUUUAAAUUCAUUCCCAUUAGGGCCUAAUUUACCAUUACGAUGUACAUUAAACGAAAUACGAGCACAACGAUUUCAUCGGUCAACAUUAACAUUAGACAAAUUAUUUUGGCAAAAAUUGAGACAAUAUAUUAGUGCUCAACAAUUGUCACCAGCUGGUUUUUUAGCAUCUGCCUAUGCUAUUAUUUUAUCUAAAUGGAGUGAAAAUCAACAUUUUACUUUAAAUUUACCAAUUUUUAAUCGAUUACCAAUUCAUUCUCAGAUUAAUGAUAUAGUAGGCGAUUUCACAACAAUUUUGCCAUUAGAGAUAGAUUUAACUAAGCCAAUUAUUUUCAUUGAGUUUGUUCGCAAAGUUCAAAAACAGUUAUGGAACGAUCUUGACCAUGUGUCAUAUAAUGGAGUAUCAUUUAUUCGAGAUUUGAUGCACAUUCAUCAAACAAAAGGAAUUGUUUUGCCGUAUGUUUUUACCUGUGGAAUAGAUAUUAACAACAUAAAUCGAAAAAAUACUUCACAUCAUAUGUUCAGUCAAGAUAAACAAGUGUAUGGCAUUACUCAAACACCUCAAGUUCUUCUCGAUCACAUCGUUUAUGAACAUAACGGAAACUUGUUAGUACAUUGGGAUUAUGUACAGAAUUUAUUUUCAUCUCAAUUAAUCAAUGAUAUUCAAGAUACAUUUAUCGAUCUCCUCCAAAAAUUGGCUUUAUUUGAUGAAAUGUGGCAAAAGCCUCUUCUCAUUUCAUUACCACUUAAACAACAAGAACGACGAUUAGAAUUCAAUCAAACACAAUGGAAAUCAAACAUUAAAGGUAAAUUACUUCAUUCGCUCGUCAUCAAACAAGCUGAAUUAACACCUGAUGCAUUAGCUAUUCUCUCUUCUAAAAUAAAUCUAACAUACAAACAACUGAUGAAUCAUGUUUAUUCAUUGGCAUACCAUUUGCAGCAACAAGAAAAAUAUUCAAAUCAGUUAGUUGCUAUUCUAAUGACAAAAGGAUGGGAACAAGUAGUCGCUUGUCUAGCUAUUUUAGUAUCGGGUGGUGCUUAUUUACCUUUGGAUGUUGAUUCACCAAACGAUCGUCUUUGUUCAUUAAUCGAAGAAACUAAUGUCACAAUUAUUCUUACUCAAUCUCAUUGUGAACAUGCAUUUCCAUAUCUAACAACUAUUUCAGUUGAUACACUCUCAAUUGAUGAUAAUUAUCCAACACCAUUUCCUAUCAAACAACAAUCAACAACUGAUUUAGCUUAUGUUAUUUAUACAUCCGGAUCAACUGGAAAACCAAAAGGUGUUAUGAUUAGUCAUCAAGCUGUUGUGAAUACUAUUUUAGAUAUGAAUUCAAGAUUAGAGAUCUCAACUGAUGAUAGAAUAUUUGCAUUAUCACAUCUCAAUUUUGAUUUAUCAGUUUAUGAUAUAUUUGGAAUAUUAAUUGGUGGCGGAACUAUAGUAAUUCCAAAUCAUGAAGAUUAUAAAAAUCCUGAACAUUGGUAUGAUAUGAUAAUGAAAUAUCAUGUCACUAUUUGGAAUAGUGUUCCAAUGCUUAUGCAAAUGUUUGUUGAACAUCUCAAACAUACGAAUAAUCAUAAUCAAUUACGACAUAUCUUACUUAGUGGUGAUUGGAUGCCACUGUCUCUACCAAAAUCGAUACAAACAACAUUUGGUGAACAAGUAACAAUAACUAGUUUAGGUGGUGCAACAGAAGCAUCGAUUUGGUCAAUUGCCUAUACUCUACCAAAAAAAAUAUCACAAGAAUGGAAAUCAAUUCCUUAUGGAAUACCGUUAAGAAAUCAACAAUAUUAUGUUUAUGAUAUGCAUCUUGAUGAUUGUCCUGAAUGGGUCAUCGAUGAAUUAUAUAUUGGUGGUGAAGGUUUAGCUAAUGGUUAUUGGAACGAUCAAGAAAAAACACAAUCAAGUUUUAUUAUUCAUCCAUUAACUAGUAAACGUCUCUAUCGAACAGGUGACUAUGGUCGCUUUUUACCAAAUGGAUAUAUUGAAUUUACUGGGCGAAAAGAUUUUCAAGUAAAAGUACAUGGUCAUCGUAUUGAACUUGGUGAAAUUGAGCAUCAUUUACAACAACAUCCAGAUAUUCAACAAGCUAUUGUUAAUUACGAUGACAAAUCUCAACACUUAAUUGGAUAUAUUAUGCCAGAAACAUAUUCUAUUCAUAAUAAAGAAUAUGAUUCAACAGAAGUAUUAAUCGUUGAUCCUAUUGAACGUAUCAAUUUUAAGCUUGCAAGACAUAGCAUAAGAUAUCAAAAGAAGGUAGAAAAGAGCUUUGCUCUAACAAAACCAAAGCUUACAGAAACAUUGAUCAAUACAUAUUAUAUGAGGAAAAGCUAUCGACAAUUUACAAAUGAAACUAUUGAAAGAUCUACUAUCGAAAAGUUGUUAAAAAACUGUCACAAUAGCAAUAAUAACGAAAAAAUAUCUUUAACUCACCUCGAUUUUGGUAUUCUUAGUCAACUAUUAGCAGUAUUAACAUCGAUCAGUAUUUCUGAUCAACCUUUACCGAAAUAUCGUUAUGCAUCAGCUGGCAGUCUUUAUCCAGUACAGGUAUAUGUUGAAUUACCAACAUUUAUAGAUAAUAUUUCGCCUGGUGUUUACUAUUAUGAUCCAGACGAACAUACUCUAGAGCUAAUUGGUACUCAUAUUAAUGAUGAAAUGAUGAAUAUAAGAUUACAUCUUGUUGGACGAUCAUCAGCAAUUGCCCCGCUAUAUGGUAAAAGAUUGGGUUCUCGAUUUUGUAUGCUAGAAACAGGAUAUAUUAUGGGGUUAUUGGAAAAAGAAGGGUCAAAACUGGGAUUAACAUUUUCGAAAAAUACUCAUAAUGAAUCUAUAACUCGCGAUAUUUUGAAUAUAGAUGAGAAUGAUACGCAUUGCUGUUUCAAAAUUUCAUCAUUUAAGGAAAAUAUUUCUAAAAAUAUACAAAAUGACAAUCAUCAAUGUAUUAUUUAUCUAAAAUCGGUCAACAAUAACAAAGACCAAUGGUUUGUUUAUAACAAAGAAUAUGAUAUUGUUACACCUUUUGAUGUCAAAACUGAAACUACACAAGAGAAACCACCACUGUUCUUUGAUGAUGACGAUGAUGCGAAGAUUAUAUUCCAUGAUUGUCAAUGUGCAAUCUUCUUCAGCGGACAAUCAGAAGACACAAUCAAUAUAGGUAAGUUGUCACAUUUAUUAAUGGAUCAUUGUUUAGAAAUGAAUAUUGGCAUGUGUCCAAUUGGUGCUCGUACGAGUUUUCCAAAACAAAUUAAUGAUGCAUUAGAUACUGUUCUUAUUCAUGAGAAACUAAAUGGAAGUAACAUAUUACAUACAUUACUUAUUGGAAAGAUUAGUAAUAAACAAAAAUAUGAACAUGCUAUUUCAAAAGUGAAAUCAAUGCCAAACUGGAGUGAAACAUUACGAAUAUAUCUAAAGAAAAAGCUACCAAUGUAUAUGGUACCAUCACAUUUUAUGAGUGUUUCAUCGAUUCCGUUAAGUCCAAAUGGUAAAAUCGAUCGAAAAGCUUUACCAGAAAUACCAAUAUCAGUGCUUCAACAAGAAGAUACCUAUAAUGCACCAAAUACUGAAUUAGAACAGGCGGUUGCGAAUAUUUGGCAAGAAAUAUUAUACAAAAAUCAACGUAUUAUACAACAUGGUGAUCUGGGAUUGAAUAAGGUGGCAUCUAUUGCAAACGAAACAGUAUCUUCGACAUAUUAUCCAACUAUAAAUGUCUCUGGUGUAGACAAACAAACGCCUUGUGCUAUACCUACUACAGCUAGUUUCUCCAGCGUUGGCGGCAAUUCUCUUUUACUUGUCAAGAUCUAUCAACGUUAUCAAUCAAAAUUUAAUUUUGAAACAGAAGCACUGAGUAUUCAACCAUUCUUUGGAUAUAACACUAUACGAGAACAUGCAAAACUACUUGAAACAGUCAUCAUCGAUAGUACACAACUAAAACAAUGGCAUACACUGAAUAUUAAUGAAGAACCUUAUGUAGCAAAACCAAUGUUAUCUCGAUCUGCAUCCGUUUACAAUGAUGUCAUCAUAUGUGAACAGAAAUCUAACAACCUUGAUCGACUGUCUUUGUGGUAUAAACAAAUUUCAAGUAUAUAUACGAAUAUCGAUGAACUACAAUUUAUGAAUUGGGGUUACGCAGAUUUGGAUGAGCAUACUGAUGACAAUACUGGUUACUAUUCGAAGAAACUUUAUCAACAAGUUCUUGCUAAUGUAACAUUCACAGAUCGAAAUAUACUCGAAGUGGGUUGUGGUAGAGGUGCUGGUGCUGCAUGGUGUGUUCGUACAUAUGCUCCUCGAUCUUAUGUUGGAACUGAUCCUUCUCGAGAUGUUAUUAACCUAUGUCAACAAUGUUAUUCGACAACUCCUCGACUCUCAUUUAUGAUAGCUGAUCCAGAAACUCAUUUGCCAUUGCAAAAUGAGUCAAUGAAUGUUGUUCUCUCAAUUGAAACAACAAAUCUUUUUGAUGAAAGAGAAGCAGUGAAGAAAUUCGUCGAUGAAAUUACUCGUGUGCUUACUCCAAAUGGAUACUUCCUGUGGUGUGGAUUGUGUAAUGUAGAUGGAUCAAGUGUACUGAUUGAUUAUUUAAUAGCAAAUAAUGCAUUUAUAAUUAAAGAGAAGGUCAAUAUUACAAGAAAUGUUCUUCAUGCACUUGACAUUCAAAGGAACUCACAUGCUGAUUUUAUUGAGCGUUAUAUUCAACCUGCAGAUCAAGAAUACUGUCGUCUAUUUGCUGGAUUACCUGGUACUCAACUUUAUGAUAAUAUGCAACAAGGGUGUACAGAAUAUUGGCGAGUUGGAUUCCGCAAGAAGAUAAUAAAAAAGACACUUCAUAUUCAAUACUAA
This is a messenger RNA of Adineta steineri, 10116 nucleotides long. The record is from the annotation of a GenBank genome assembly. NCBI's taxonomy places the organism in Eukaryota, Metazoa, Rotifera, Eurotatoria, Adinetida, Adinetidae.